AUGUUCCAGUCUAUCCAGCAGGUGUUUGAGCGCAAUGUGGAGCUGUUAGGCAGUCAAAAGUCUACCAAAGAGAAGGCUCGGUCCCUGAUCACCAAGAUAGUGAACUCGCUCACUGCAUGCUCUGAAAUUGGUGGACCCAUGGCAGCCAUGUAUCUGCUCAAGCAUCCAGACCACUACAAAAGUCACAAAUUCCGCACCUGCUUCUGGAGAGGAUAUGUGUAUGAGGUGAUGUCAUUGUCACCUGUGCAGGAUUAUAUAUGGCGGCCCACUGAGUACGAGCACAUGUCACUAUAUGAUUGGGUCAGACUGGCAGACAAACAGCGGAUCAAGCACCGCAAAAAGGGUCCCAAGAAAUCUGAAGAGGCUAUUAAUGAGCAUGCAGAUGUGGACUUGGAGUUUGAGGACAACUAUGAUGUCAGUGAUGCAGAAUUGAAGGGUGCUGGAGUCAGUGAAGAGGAAGAGGAAUCGGAAGAUGAACUCUUGCUCACAAAGACAUCAAACCAGGAGCUUGAAGCAGAUAGCGCACCUAAGCCCAGGAAAUCCAGGUCAAAAUAUGUGCAGUUCCAUGAGAAUCAUCCACAGUAUGAGACCCAUCACGUGAAGCUGCUGGAUGAGUCUGAGGCAUAUGUCCCCAACUUCAUUGGUGGUUCACUUCCCAGGAGAGAUGCAGGCAACCGUGAACAGUAUUGCAUGACCAUGCUCACACUCUUCAAGCCAUGGCGCACAGGACAGGAUCUGAGACCAAGCCAGGAUGUGCUCUGGGAUGAUGUGUUCAAUGGCUAUUCAUUCACAGAGCGGCAGCUGGAGGUCAUGAAAUUCUUCCAUAUCAAAUAUGAGUGCAAUGAUGCCAGGGACGACUUUUCAGCUGCUCGCAAAAAGGGAGGAAAGACUGGUCCUUCACCAUUCAACAUGGAUAAUGCCACCCUGGAUGACCUGGACACGCAGUAUUAUAAUGAUGAUGGAGAACUCAACAUCAGCGAGAUUGAGGAGAUGGUGCUGCGGACCAAUGACUGGACAGAGCUCAGCAAUGCAGAAAUAAGCAGACGCACACAGAUGCUGCAGGCUGAACAAAUCAUCCAGGCUUCAGGCUGGCUAGAUCCC
This is a messenger RNA of Trametes versicolor FP-101664 SS1, 1101 nucleotides long. RefSeq lists its product as uncharacterized. The transcript has 2 exons. The record is from RefSeq and is a predicted model, not a curated record. NCBI's taxonomy places the organism in Eukaryota, Fungi, Basidiomycota, Agaricomycetes, Polyporales, Polyporaceae. The annotation marks the transcript as partial.